AUCAUAAGCUCCGAAGGGUUUGUUUGGCACACUUCUCUCUCGGAAGAAAAAGUGAAGAGGAGAAAUUGUCGACCCAAUGUCUAACCAGUUUCAUAUGCGAUUGCGUAUAAUGUGUUCGGGACUUGCUUUCUAGGAGCUCCGAAAAUCGAGUCAAUAGUUUUUACCUCCUGAAUUGUUGUGACAUUGAAGUUCCGAACUGGGGGUUACUCGUCGUUUUAUAUUCUUGGUUGAUAGAUGAAUAAACAAGUGCGAGUAACGGGGAAGAAAAAUGCUAAAGCUGCUUCCAGUAAAGGCAUAGAGGAUGUGCAGCAUAAUUCAGUUUUUGGAAGAUUUUCUGAAGGAGAAAUGAUAGCUCAGCUAAAGAGGCUUGCCCUCGAUCCCGACGGGGAGCAGUUUGAAUCGGAUGAUAUUCAGCCUUUGAUGAAUCAGAUUCUUCGGAUACGAAAAAUUAUGCUCCUUAAAGAUUCCGAAAUUCCUUGGAAAAAGCGGAAACUAGAGCAGUUCAUCAAAAAAGAUGCUUUGAUAGCUCCUUCUGCCUUAGUUUUGCCGAACCAACAAAGCAUAGCAAAACUGACUAGGAGGCAGUUAUCCCACGCUUCAUCACUAUCAUGCUUGCUCAAUUCAGUCGACUCCACCCAAUGCCUUGAGUCGAAACUCAUCUUUCACUCUCAUACUUCCAGCACUUCAUCCGCAUUUGACGAUCUGUCAGAGAAAGAUGCAUCCGAUGACUGCUCCUUUCUAGACAAUACAGAAUUCUUGAAUUUUCCCCACAAAGAUACAACUCGAAUAGUAUAUUCGGAUAAAUCUAUAAAUGGUUCAAACUUGCUGAGCCCAGAGAAACCGACUGUUAAUGAAGUUAGACAAUUGCCACCUCAUCGCCGCUCACCUAGGUUGCUGAAUUCCAUCGAAGAUCAUCUCCAAACAAGUGUCGUUCCAGUUGGGCCCCGUUUCCAGGCAGAUGUUCCCGAGUGGAGAAAUAUCCUUAUUGGUGCAUAUAAGAGUGAUUCUGAUAAUUCCAAGUGGUUGGGUUCAAAAGUUUGGCCAAUCGAAAUCGAAAUCGAAAAUAUGAAAACCAAUAAAAGAAAAAUCGGAAAGGGGAGGCUCGAUUCUUGUGGAUGUCUAUCCAAAGGCUCUGCUGAUUGCAUCAGACAACACAUACACGAGGAAAGACUAAUUCUUGAACGUGAUCUUGGUCCUGCUUUUUUCGCUUGGAAAUUUAAUGAAAUGGGCGAACAAGUCUCGAAUUCGUGGUCCCACAAGGAAAGAAAGACUUUCGAGUCACUAGUGAAAAAGAGACCUUCGUCCAAUGGGAAGAGCUUUGUGAAACAGGCUUUGAAGUGUUUGCCUAACAAACAUAGUAAAGACAUUAUUGAUUAUUACUUCAAUGUCCACAUUCCUCACCGUAUGAGCAUUCAGACAAGGUCGUUGUCUAUAGAACAAAUCGAUACUGAUAACGAGGAUGGAGCAGAGAAUUUUAAUUACAUGGGUUUCCAGAAAAAGUCUAGAGGGAUCUGCAAUGGCAAGGAUGCGAAGGCUAGAUAUUUGCGUGGGGUUUGAGUCCAGUGUUGCUCGACUGCGUUCACAUUGGUAUCUCUUGGUUUCUUGAUAUAUACAUAACAUUCUUUUUGUCUCAUAUCUUAAAUCUUAAUACCAUGGCAAAAGAGAACUAAUUGCCAUUAUUUUCGUUGAAGUUGAUGACGCGUGCUUCGUCUCCAAUUUAAUCCAUUUGAUUAAGCGUACGCGGUAAUUUUUGCUCAUACAAGGGUUCUUGUUAGUUGAGAAUCAGUGACUUUUAGGUGUUUUGUGUAAAGGAGAAUGUAGAUUUGGAGCUUAUAAGUUGUCAAA
Messenger RNA from Erythranthe guttata (spotted monkey flower), 1845 nucleotides. RefSeq lists its product as uncharacterized. The record is from RefSeq and is a predicted model, not a curated record. Lineage: Eukaryota; Viridiplantae; Streptophyta; Magnoliopsida; Lamiales; Phrymaceae.